AUGAAUACCGACCUAAUUGGGCUUGCCAUAGAGGAAGAGCCAGAAUAUAUAGAUAUUGGGCUUAGGGAGAGUCAAGCAUACCAACCCGAGAUGAACCCGACUCUUAAGAAAUCAUUAUCACAGAAUGCCUUGAAUACAAUCAAGCGUAGGAAUUCUACGAAUAGUUUGCACAGAACUUUAUCACAGAGUAGUUGCUUUAGUACUUCAUCUAGUGCCACUGCUCAGAUUAGAGAUGACUCUUACAAAGAGUUCUUGCUAUUUCUAAUAGGCGAGGAGAACGCUAAGAUAUGUUGGGAGAAUCUUCCAAGGGAAACCAAGAAUGUGUUCAUAGCUAAAGCAUUGAAGAAAUCCAACUAUUUAAAGAGUGAAUCCACUUUGAAAGAUCCAUCGUUAUCUGAAAUCUUAAAAGAUGGUAGAAUUCCUACCAAGAACAGUUUUUUUUACUAUCGAAACAGAGUUACACCACAUAUUCGUAAUUCUGAGCGUGAACACGAUGCAAUUGCUAUCUCCAAGAAAGCAAGUGGAUUUUAUAACAACGAGUUAUCAGAAUCUGAGAGGCAGCGGUUAAAACUGGAUGCAAAGAAAGAAUAUGAUAAAUUCCUUAUCCAAAGACGUAAGGUUGCAGAACAGUUCAUAGAUACUUACGACAAAGCCGAUGAUUGUGAUCUAGUAUACCAACAGCUGAAAGAGUAUAAGUCGCAAUUACCACUAGAAGAGUCCCUAACAAAAUUAACAGAAGCAGUUGAAAGAUUGAGCUCCCAGGUUUCCAACACUCCUGCCACUCCUAUCGAAAAGAUACCAACAACCACCGUCUCGAAACCUAAGCUAACAGCAACUAACAAACUAUCCAAUGAUAGAAAUGCACCAAUUAUGCAAUCGCUUUACGGGAGAUUCAUUGGCAAAUUUAAGAGAAAGAAGAAACCUGCUGCCUCAACUCUUAUAUAUAGGAAACCGGUCGAGAAAUGCGCUUAA
Messenger RNA from Nakaseomyces glabratus, 972 nucleotides. RefSeq lists its product as uncharacterized. NCBI's taxonomy places the organism in Eukaryota, Fungi, Ascomycota, Saccharomycetes, Saccharomycetales, Saccharomycetaceae. The record is from RefSeq and is a predicted model, not a curated record.